AUGAAUAAGUCUAUAUUUAGUUGUUCUGUCGGACUAUGGUGGAUGAACCUCUGUGUUUCUCUUGUGCACAGUGUAAUAGAGAAACGUGGAGCUUUAAAAUCACCCCAGGCUUUAAAAAGUGUAACACUGGUUGCUUCUAAUGCAGUUACACCCACUGGGGCGUGCAGUCAGAAACUGUCUGUUAUAGGUGAUCCUCAAGGUUUUAUAACACAUUCCUACUUCAGCUACUGUGUGAAGAUCCUGCGGUUUCAUUGUACUAUUCAUUCUGCUGGUGAGUAAACACAAAUUCUUAUUUAUUUUAAUACUAAAUGGUAUAUUAUAUAAUAAAGAAUAUUCAUAGUAAAACAUUAUCUGGUGCCAUAACACACUUGGUUAGUGUACCAGCUGCCUAUUCUGUUCAAACCUCAGGACUGCAGGUUUAAAUCUCAGCAUUGGCUAACUUGGCCUUUGAGUCUUUUGUGGUCCAUAAAAGAAAUGCAGUUGAGUCAGCUAAUAAUAAGGUGUUAUCAAGACAAAAUACAAAAAAAAAAAAAUGUAUUACACUCUUUUUGGUUAAACACUUUCACUGUUAAAUGUUGUAAAUAAUUUACACCAGCAGGCUAUAUCUCUGUGACACAUUAUGACAUUGAUUUGGGAUCUCAAUUUUCAUUUAUUCAGUUAUAACGUAUCUUUUUUCAAGCACAAGGUCCAUGAUCCAAAUGAAUGAACUAUUUCUAAACACUCCAGUUCUACUUUUAUAUCACGGAAGUUUUCUAGAGUUUGAGACACGUGUGCUGUCACAUCAGAUUACUCACAAACUUACCAAACGUAUGCUUCCAAAUGUUACUAGGAUUUCCUAUAGAAUUUUUAAAGCAGCACUCCAGACACAUAUAACACUGCUCCUGUCCUAUUGCUGUCAUAUAUGUGACAAUUUAUAAAGGUGCAAAUGUUGUGAAAUCACCAAUUUUAUUCAUGAUGGCAGAAACACCUCCUUGGUGGUCACUCAGCAGAUGCAUAACUCCCAAGUCAUCCUUUUUAGGAGGGACAGUCCCUAUUGUAGAUUGAAAAACCUCUGUUAAUCUUUUGUAUCCAAAUUGUUCUCUUUUUUUAUGAGCUCCAUCUUUUUGGUGUUUCUGAGUGCAUAACAGAGCUCCACAGCAAUAAUACUUGUCAGGGCCGGUCAGGGCCGGUGCGACUGUCUAGGGCUCAGUCUCGAGUGAACGGCAAGAGGGGAGCGCACUGCACAGUGCUCUCCUUCUGCCAGUCACUUCAUGUAGCGUAGCGGAGCCGAAUAAGAGCUUCUGUUUCCUUAUCUGAUCUGAUAAAAGAACAUUAAACCGCUUCCUGCCACAGGGGAGAGGUUACAGAGGCUCCUUUACUGUGGUCCAUGGCUCGGCCACGCUAAAUACAGGAGGGAGGUGUGUGGGCACAAGGAGGGGGAGAAUCCACAAGGGGAGUGGGAGAUGCACACAGAGGGCUGUGCGGGAUAAGGGAAGAAGCACAAAGAGGGCUGAGGGAGGGAAGAGAGGCAUACAGAGCUAAGGGAGGUGGGGAAGAGGCACACAGAGGUCUGAGGGGGUGAAGAGGCACACAGAGGACUGAUGGGGGAGAGGCACACAGAGAGUCUGGAAAAGGGGAAAAAGAGACAAAAGGGUUUGAGGACAAAGAGACACACAGAGGGACUGGAGGGAGCAAAGAGACACACAGAGGGGUUGGGAAAAAGGAAGAGACACACAGAGGGGGUGGGGGGCAAGAAUUAAACCAACUAAGGUGCUGCGGGGUAGAGACACACAGAAGGGCUGUGGAAGGGGAAAAAGAGACACACAAAGGAGUUGGGGGAGAAAAAGACACACAGAGUUGAAAUUUAUUUUGCGGGGGGGGAAUAUGGGCGCAAGUAGCUGGUCUUGCCUAGGGCGCAAAAUAUUGCCCUGACAGUAGUGUGUUUGUAAACUACAAUAAGAAAUACAAGAUCUUUCUAAAUUAUAUUUUUAGUUGCAUAAAUUGUGUUUAGUAAUUCACCUUAAAUUUCUCAGAAUUGCUCUAUACCUGGUCAGCCCACAAUAACACUCCCAAAAUUAAAUUGUCUCUCUAGUUCCACUUUAAAUGUUGGAGUUAUGUAGACGCAAUGGGCUAGCGAGCUCCUGUCUUUUCCCAAUCUGAAUAAGUUGUACUACAGCUCAUUGAGAAUUGUUGGAAAGCGGUGAUGACUUGUGAUUGCUCCUGGCUCCAGCACAGUGCCAGGGAAAGAGAGGAGGGCUUGCAAAGGCAGGUAAACAGCUUUUGGAACCUGAAUUUUUUUUUUUCAUAACCCUCUAAAAUUCAUGCAGACAAAAAUACAUGCAUGUUUGCUAUAGGGGCAUAUCUAUUCAAUUGUUUAUGUAAAAUGGUGGUGAUAUACUACAUUGUAAUGUAGUUCUUGUUGUGUGAGCACCAUAUAGUGGUGUAAGUAUAGUCCACCCAUUCAGCUAGGGGUUCAAAUUAAAAACCAAAACCAAGAGGGCUGCACUUACCUGAACACGCACACACCAUAGGGUGCUGCUGGGGCCAAAACAUACAAAACACAGAAUCCAGCGCACUCGCUUAUUCACUAAACAAUGAUUUCAAAUCUUAGAGAUAGUAAUAGUUUUAUUUAAAAACACCUCACCUAGGCAAAAAAGAAUGGGGGUUUAGUUACAUUAUAUGAUCAUAUAUUGCAUAAGCCUGCCACAACGUCAAUGUACCCGAUACUUGGCAGGUCCUACACUAGGCGUUGUGGCGGGCUUAUGCAACUAUUUAUUUAUUGAUUUGUUUUUAUUGUUUAGGUUCUAUCCAUUUGGACUUUAACUUGUGCAAUAGGCAGCUAGUUUUUUAGAUUCUCUGUCUACCUAGCAAUGUCACUACUUAGUAGAUCUGAGUUACCCAGGUGGUCUAUGCAGGGCCGGAUUAACAUAGGGGCUGAUGGAGCUGCAGCUCCAGGCCCAGGCCCAGGCCCAUGGAAUAGGCCCAUUUAAAAAAAAAAAAAAAAAUUAAUUUUUUUUUUUUUUUACACACUACUCUUAGGUUUGCCACCUGACUGGUAUUUUAAUGGCACAGACGGUAUUUGAGGCUGCCUGGCCGUGCCGGUAUUGCAGUAAUACUGGCAAUACAAAUGCAGGUAAUUUUCUCAGAAUAAUUGGAAAUUACUCUGCAAUACCAGCACCGGCCAGUAGGGGUCACUGUGUGUGGAGAGAGGCAGGGAUAGGAAGUAACAGCAUAUCCCUCCCUGCCUAUCUCUACUCACUGAUCCGUGGGGGAGCAGCUACACAGCACAGAGAGUCCAGACAGCAGCUCUACAGCUCAGGUAAGUGAGGGAUGGGGGGGAAGGCAGCAGGGACACAUGGGGACACUGAGACACUAGGGGACAUAUGGGGACACAGAUACUAGGGGGCAUAUGGGGACACUGAGACACUAGGGGACACAGACACUAGGGGACACAUGAUGACACAUACACUAGGGGACACUGAGACACUAGGACACAGACACUGGGAGACCUGGGAACACUGAGACACUUGGGGACACUGGAAAACAUGGGGACACUGAGACACUAGGGGACACAGACACUUGGGGACAUAUGGGGACACAGACACUAGGGGACACAUGGGGACACUGUCACUAGGGGACACUGAGACACUUGGGGACACUGGAAAACAUGGGGACACAGACACUAGGGGACACAUGGGGAUGCUGAGACACAUGGGGACGCUGUGAGACAUAGGGACAUUGGGAGAUAUUGGGACACGGAGACACUAUGUCCCCCAGCCAGUGUCCCUAGUGUCUCAGUGUCCCCAAGUCUCCCAGUGUCUGUGUCCCAUGCCUCUCAGUGUGCCUAGUGUCCCCAUGUGUCCCAGUGUCCUCAUGUCUAUGUCCACAACUGUCCCCAUGUCUCCCCAAGUGUCCCCUAGUCUCCCAGUGUCCCCUAGUCUCCCAGUGUCCCCUAGUCACCCAGUGUCCCCUAGUCUCCCAGUGUCUGUGUCCCUAGUGUCUUAGUGUCCCCAAAUGUUUCAGUGUCUCCAUGUCUCCCAGUGUCUGUGUUCCUAGUGUCUCAGUGUGCCUGGUGUCCCCAUGUCUCCCAGUGUCCCUACAUGUCCCAGUGUCCACAUGUCUAUGUCCACAAUUGUCCCCAUGUCUCCCAGUGUCCCCAAGUGUCUGUCUCCCAGCCAGUGUCCCCUAGUCUCCCAGUGUCUGUGUUCCCAUGUCUGUGUCCCUAGUGUCUUAGUGUCCCCAAAUGUUUCAGUGUCCCCAUGUCUCCCAGUGUCUGUGUCCCUAGUGUCUCAGUGUCCCCAUUUCUCCCAGUGUCCCCAUGUCUCCCAGUGUCCCCGGGUCUCUCAGUGUCCCCAGCAUCCUAAUGACAUGGGGACACACUGAGACAUUGGGACACUGGGAGAAAUGGGGACACAGACACUGUGAGACUGAGACACUGGAAGACAGGGAGACACUGGGAGCAAUCAAUCUAUACAGCAGAAUCAAACUGUGAGUAGUUUGUUGGUGAUUUUACAGAAUUUUCUCUGAUGUCACUCCUUGUGAUUUACAUCAUGUGAUGUCACGCAUAACUAAUUAAUUAUACAAAUGAUUAAGGCUGGUAUUUUUUUCCAAGAAAGGUGGAAACCUUAACUACUCUUCACAUACUCUUGCUUAAAGGAGCACUAUAGGGUCAGGAACACAAUCAUGUUUUUCUGACCCUAUUAUGUUAAAACCACCACCCUUGCCCCUUCUUGCCUCCCUAAAUAUAGUAAAAUAUUACUUGUAUUCAAUUCUGUAGCUGCUGGCUCAGAAGUGGUGGUCUGAUCAAAUUACAAUACUUCCCCAUAGGAUUGGCUGAGACUGUCAACUAGGCAGAUCAGGGGCAGAGCUAGCACAAGUCCAACAUAGCCCUGGCCAAUCAGCAUCUCCUCAUAAAGAUAAAUUGAAUCAAUGCAUCUCUAUGAGGAAAGUUCAGUGUCUGCAUGCAGAGGGUGGAGACACUGAAUGGCAGUGCUGCACACUAGGCAGUACUGCCCCAGGAAGCACCUCUAGCAGCCAUCUAAGGAGCGGCCAGUGGAGUUAUUUUCUCUGAAAAGACAGUGUUUACUGCAAAUACCUGAAUGGAAUGAUUCUACUUACCAGAACAAAUACAAUAAGCUGUAGUUGUUCUGGGGACUAUAGUGUUCCUUUAAGUUUGGAAGCUUAAGAGGGAUGUAUGGGAACAAAACUUGUGUGCACUGGCUAGUUUAGGUAAUGCAGACGUUGGUCUCUCUAACACUGUGGCAUGUCCCCUUUCUUCUACACUCACUACAGACAACUUUUCUCUGUCUCAGACUAUAUACCAGGAACUUCUGCCUGCUAGUAAGAAGGUAAGGAGACAAGUGGACCAGCGAGUGCUAGGGGACAGUCCUUAGAAAGAAUGGAGUGAGAGCAUCAUCAUUAGACGCAUUUAUGUCAAGCUCAAGGUGCUGCCUGUAUAGUAUGCCCUUAGUUGGACAGCCUGCAGGAUUGGGAGGCAGCCUGACAUGCAUUCAUGCCAGGCUGACCUUCCAAUUCUUUGGACAAACAUGCCCCCUUUUGGGCAUGUUCACCCUUUUGGCAGGUCUUGUCACGUGAUUCGCACCAGUGGCACACCCUUUUACCCCGCCCAUUGACUUCCUGCUUCACUGGACACUGCUGUUAGGGGGUAUGUAUUUACUUGAAAGAUGAAAGCAUAAAUUAGAGAGAGAUUAGCAUAGAGUAUGUGUUUUAUUAUAGCUGCAUCCUAUGAGUUUCCCUCCAGCACCAUCUCCAUCAGAUACAUGACGCUUGGGAGGUAUGAUUGUUUUAGUGUUUUUGGUUGAUAAGAUUCUGUAAUUAGGCCCAUCAUAAUUGUCAGCACCAGGCCCACUGGGCUCUUAAUCCGGCCCUGGGUCUAUGUAUAUUUUUUGCUAUUAUUCUCCACAUCAAGCUUACUGUUUGAAUUCUAUUUCUUUUUAUUCAUAUUUUUCUAUUUCCACUUACUCCUGAUCACCUUAUUGUUUUUUUCCAGUAGCAAUUCUGAUUUUUUAUUAUUUCCAUUUAUAGCUCAAGGUGGUAGCUAUUUUUAUUCAGUGAGAUAGUGGUUAUAGUUGCUUAGUUUAACUUUAGUGGGACAUCACACCAACAUUUUGGGUGUGAUUUCCUGUUUUAAAGUUUUUUUUAUCCAUUCUACUUCAUUAAUUACACACUGCAUAAAUAAUGGAUGUAAGCAUGUUUUGGAAGGCGGGUUUUGUUUUUUGGGGGGUCGGCAGCAUUUCACCUAUGGACCCAGGCAGCACAAUGCCUUUGGCUGGCCCUGGGUGGACUAACAAACACGUAAUUAUAACCAGUCGAGUUAGAUGUACAAGAACAGAGGGGUUGAGGGCCCUGCUUAAUGAGCUUACACGCUAGAGGGAGUGGGGUAGAGUGACACAAGGUAAGGAUAGGAGUAGAGAAGUAGGUUGGUGGAUGAGUAUUCACUGAAGACUUAGUGUUUUGAUGACAGUUGCAGGAGAGGAAUGGGGGGGCGGGGAGCUAAUAACAGUUUAAUAAGUGGAUUUACAUCCUCUUAUGAAGGUGUAGUCUGUGCAUGCACUUAUAGCUGCUUGAAAUGGAAUGCUUGCUGUUGGGGUGGCAUCUAGUGGGGGUCUCAAAUAUGUUAGGUGAGGGUGGACCUUCGUUAAAGUGAUAUCACUAUAAAGGAUAAUAGAAUUUGUCCUACUUCCCCCUCAUGCCCACCCUCCCCUCCUCCCCCCCACCCCACCCUCCAUCCCUUAAAACAAAAUAAAUAAUGAAAGGGCAGAUUCAGUGGGGCACAAAACUCUGUUAACACGAUAUUGUACAAUUCACAAACAUAUCACAGACCGUGAGGCUGUUAUGUACUUUAUUAGCAUGGGCUGUAGGUCUGUAGUAGAAUUGACACAUGAGGCAGUCACAUGGUAUAAAUAAACAUAAUAGUAACAACAUUGCAAAUGUCAUUAAAUAAAUCAAUUUAAAAUAAACUGUACUUUCAAGAGCAACUGGUGCUAAAUUCAGAAACUGACGAGGGCCCAAGUGAAACAUAUAAAAGACUACCAAGGUCAUGAUGCGAAAUUGCCGGAGCAAUGUAGUUCCACUUCCCAUUCCCUUCUCCCUCCCGGAACAUUUCUUAAUCAGUGUACUCCUCCUUUAUGCAACACUCUGGCUUAAUUUCCAACUUCAGACAAAUGAACAGAGUUACACAUCUUACUCAAGUGUUAGAACAAUCUAGCAAGGGCAAAAAUGUGCUCUUGCCUGUCAGUCAAUAUUUAGCACAAAUGCUUUAGCAAUGGCAUAGUCCUCUAUGCAAAGAACUGAUAUACAGGUGAGGGGAGGGACCACAUUUUUAUUUAGAUAUAUGUAAAGAAAUGUAUACAAGUUCUAUUAAUUCUACUAGCACAGUAGCACAGUACAUAGGUGUAAUUGUAUGCAUUUGUAUUAGAACCUAUUUUGGAAUACCAAUGACGGAUGUGCACUUAGUGUUAAAAAGAUCAGUUCCUGCAUAAUGAAAAUCACUGUCUCUUUUAGAGUUGUAGAGCCUGUCUGACCACAAAGCUAUUUCACUGUCUCAUUAGUGACUGAACUGAACUGUAGCCUGUGGGUUAGCAGUUGGAGUUAUUAGUUUUACCAUCAAACUCCCAUGGAAUUGUGGGUAAAGAGAUCUACACUAUAAUUAAUUACUUAGUAAUAACACACAUUGUUUCCUAUGUACCAACAAUUGCAAAAGGCUUGGGAGGUUAUUUAACUUUCCAGUUCUCAGGUAAACCAGCUAGUAAACAUGAAAAUAUGAUACAUUAUACAAUCUAAGAUCUAACAAAUUAUAUACUUGCAGUUUCUUACAGUAUUUAACUCAGGUUACAAUGAAAGUGGACUGUGUAUGAUUUUUGUUUUAAUUUGUGCUGAAGACAAAGUUACAUUUAUCGUUUAUUAAAAAAAAUAAUACUCAUGAAGAUAUAUGGUAAUAGGAGUUCUAAAUUAAGAGCAGAAACUGCUAUUCCACAAAUUUACAGACAUCACUAAGUAUGUUCUAGAGGGGCCUUGAGGGUAAAAUGACUUAUAUAAGAAUAAGGGAGUUACAUAAUGAAGGAGAUGUAACAGUGGAUAUAUGCUAGAAAUGUGUGCAUAUUGACAUUCUAUGCACAAAUGAAUGAAAAAGAGUCACAUUACACACAAAAGGUAUUUCAUUGGUUCAUUAAAACCUAAAUACGGAGCUCUGUAAAAAGGAUACCAUUAAGAUAACCUGUCAUCUGUUUCCAAUUUCUAAUAAAAUUAAUUACUUUAAUAAAUACAGUUAUUAAAAGGUAGUCAAUGUAGCACCACAGUGUCAAUGUGUAUAGCGAAUAUUAAGUAUAAAAUAUACUUAUCUUUUAAGUUAAAUUGAACAGCCUCCCUAGUUAAAGUAGGUCUGUGGACGUUUACUUAAAAGAAUCAAUGAAACUGGAGGGAAUAUAAUGGUAACCACUUGAUAGCUUCUACUGCCUUGCACAAAUAGCUUAAUUCAGGUUUUUUAUUGAUGAAAUGAAACACAUCUGCCAAAAAUCAAAAUAAAGCAUAAAAUUCUACAAGCAUUUCACUGCUUUACUUACCUGUAAACUUUAAAAUUUCAACAUUUUACUUAUUUAGACAAUGUUUUAUAAGGAAGAAUACAAUUAGGGUCCGUUGGCCGUAGGGGGCAAUUAAAUGUACCAGAAAUUGUCCUUUGCGGCAACCACCAUCUUCUUCUUCCUGGAGGUAUUCUUUAGCUCCUCAGUGCCACUCCCCCCCCUCCCCCCCCAUGCCUCCUCCUAGCCAACACUGCUCUGUGCAUGCCUGUGGGAACUAAUGAUAAAGCUUGGCCCAGUGCGCUAUUAAAGGGCCAUAGAGCUGACACGUUCCCUAAUCAGAGAUGUCCAUUGGAUGGCCCUAAAUGUGAAGACCACAUAAAGUCCAUUUUUAAAGGAAGCCUGCCACUGCUGGGCUUCCUGAGUCACCCAGGUCCCAGUCUCACUCACACUGUGUGCAACCCUGGGUGCUCCGCCACUUAAUACAGUAUGUAAUCAGAGAAUAAAAGAAACACUGCAUUUGCUAUAGAACAUAUGGUAGUUGUUCUGGACAAUUUGAGUGCAUUCUCUCUGUUUUCAAAGAGUUUGACAGAAUUGGUGAUUGAUCUCCUGAACCUCAAACCCCAGCCAUAACCUGCCCUCUUUGUUUGCAGCCUGCUAUGAAAUGACAAUGUGGAUAGAUACUUUGCAGUAUCUGGACUAUGAGGGGUCGGCUCUGAGGGCUGAAAGAACAUGAAAUACAGAUUAACAAAAAACAGAUGUGCGGUACUCAAAAAUCCCUCUACCAUAAUCAGUAACCUGUAAUAAGGAACUUAAAGUGUCCCUUAAAAAUUAAAUAAUCAGCAUUUCUAUUUCUAAGUUUUUACAGGUUAACUUUUAUCUAUAUAUAAAUUAUGACCAGUACUGUAAUGAAUUGUUAAUUAAUUAGUCAACAUAUGUCUCCGAUAGCACUUUUUGUUUGCAGCACGGUACUGCUCUAAUCACUCCAAUUCUUUAUUUUCCUAGUUAUCGUAUUACAACUGUGCCUGAACAACUGA
This is a messenger RNA of Pelobates cultripes (western spadefoot toad), 9553 nucleotides long. Lineage: Eukaryota; Metazoa; Chordata; Amphibia; Anura; Pelobatidae. The record is from the annotation of a GenBank genome assembly.